This is a messenger RNA of Truncatella angustata, 909 nucleotides long. RefSeq lists its product as uncharacterized. The coding region runs from base 241 to 726 and encodes 161 amino acids. The record is from RefSeq and is a predicted model, not a curated record. The transcript is spliced from 2 exons. NCBI's taxonomy places the organism in Eukaryota, Fungi, Ascomycota, Sordariomycetes, Amphisphaeriales, Sporocadaceae.
GCUCUAGACUGGGCUUAAUCAAUGCCCGGAACUCCCAAGUACCUCUGUCAUCUCAUUCCGCAUUUGACUGUACUCUAGGCUGUGCCUGAAAAUUCACUCAUACCACGUCGAAUGUUUUCAGCAUGAUUGUAUUCGCUUCUACUUUCGCCACUUCCAAACCAUCGACCGCCUUCGACUGCCUAUAUACACACUCAUUUUACGCUGCCCGUUACAAUCCCUUCUCUUCUGCAGCUGCUUCUUAUGCUCUCUCGGCCUGGCCAAACUAGAUUUCUUCUCACCUCCAUCUUUCUUUCUCUGAAAACGCCCGCCAAAUACCAUUUGCCCGCGGGGUGUUAUCAAAAACAUAGAAUAAAACCCAUGAAACAAGUUACAAAAAAAGAAAGUGGCCCAUUGUCUUUGGACCGCACAUUAGUCAGUCAUCUCAUACAAUGCGUCUCCAUCUCGCUGGGGUUUCCCGAUGCUCCUAAACGCCCGAUCCAAAAGAAUUCGUGGUUGUGGUAUUUCGGUCUGAGGUAUUGUGUUUGCGAUUCUUCGAUAUCGCCAGGGAAACAAAAAAAUGAUGUCGCAGGCCCAAGGCCUGACUGUAAGAACCAGGUGGUUCGGGGGGAAUCUCUGUAUGGUACAACGUGCAACUCUAAGACUGUGCUGAUAACGCCAAGUGCGUUCCAAAUGCGGGUCGAAUCCGCUUUGUUCCAAUCCUGUUUGACGAUUUGCGUCGCGCCAUAGCAGGGGUUCUGACCUUCGCUCAGCCAUCGUUUUUUGACGGAAGAGGAUCCGAGAAGUUGAGAUACCCUGUGCAAUGUGGACUUAAGCAAACUGCACGGUCGCCAGGAACACCCGAUACGGAAGAGGAAUAUGAAUUCUACUCAUGCUCGGCGAUGUGAUUGUCCUUGUGGUGGAACUGGAAGG